AUGUCAGAGUCCAGUGGUAAAGAUUUGGUGGAGGAAGUUGGGGAAGAAGCGUUCGAUGGUAACGAUAUUGAGAAUAACGAAAAGAAGGUGUACGAGGAGUCCUUGGACUUGGAUCUAUCGUGUGCCAGGAAGAAGAUUUGGCUUGUUCGUCUACCCAAGUUUCUAGCUGAGAAGUGGAGAGAUCGUACGCGGUUGCAUGGACAAGAGUUGGGUAAGGUGCGUAUCAAUAAUAGCGACCACUCUAUCCAGUUAUUGUUGAAUGAGGACGAGGAUAACAAGGAUAUUCCUCACGAAUAUGACCUCGAACUAACGAAGAAGGAGGUUGCGAACGAGUAUGUAUUCACGGAACAGAACUUGAAGAAGUACCAGCAGUUUGCUAAGGAGUUGGAGUCCAACCCAGAGUUGCAAAGACAGGCAUAUUUAAGGAAACAGGAAAGAGAGGAAGAGAUGAAGAAGAAACAGCAACAAAUGAAGCGUAAGUACAACAAGAGGAGAUUCCAACACCGUGUGAUGACCGAUAGAGAUGGUAGAGACAGAUACAUUCCGUAUGUGAAAACCAUUCCCAAGAAGACAGCCAUCACAGGGAAAGUUUACCAUGAAUGUCAAGUCAUGCCAUCUAUUGACGAUCCAAACUACCACACUAUCGUGGAACACAGAAGACAAAUCGUGAGAAAUAUCCAUAAACCAACGGUCACAGUGCUCGAUCAAACGCCUGGUGUUACAAUGAGUAAUGCUGGUAUGUCGAUGAGAUCAGAUACCUCCAAGUUCUUGAAAGUCGGGAAGGAGAAGAAGAACAAUGCAAGGGCCAUCCGUUUGCCAAAGAAAGAGCUCUUGGAUCUUUUAUUCAAGCUAUUUGAUGAGUACGAUUAUUGGUCCUUGAAGGGUUUGAAAGAGAGAACUAGACAGCCGGAGGCAUAUUUGAAGGAAUCGUUAGACCAAGUCGCAAUGUUAGUCAAGAAGGGUCCUUACGCAUUGAAAUAUACUUUGAAAUCGGAAUAUAAAAAGUUGAAGGAAGCUGAGAGAGCUGCUACUCUUGGUGAGCUAGCCCAAAACUCAGAAGAUGCAGAACAGCUCGCACAGGAACAAUUAGACCAGGCACAAGAACACGAUCAAGAAGAAGAAGAGCUCGAAGGCGUUGAAAUGGAAGAUGUUUUGUGA
Messenger RNA from Kluyveromyces marxianus DMKU3-1042, 1158 nucleotides. It is a transcript of the gene TFG2, whose product is annotated as transcription factor IIF subunit TFG2. Bases 1 to 1158 code for a protein of 385 amino acids. The transcript has a single exon. Gene Ontology annotation, cellular component: transcription factor TFIIF complex. The record is from RefSeq and is a predicted model, not a curated record. Lineage: Eukaryota; Fungi; Ascomycota; Saccharomycetes; Saccharomycetales; Saccharomycetaceae. Gene Ontology annotation, biological process: transcription by RNA polymerase II; transcription initiation at RNA polymerase II promoter.